CUUUGAUCUUGUUAAUUCAGAAUGCUGAACUGAUAGGGCGAAUUCAGAACUUUUAGAGGGAUGCUCCUUGGCCUUCUUCUUUUCCCAGCGGUGUUUAAAUUUGUACUACAAAUAUGGGAAUGGUUUUCAAGUAAACGAUAUUCUGAAUCAAGUUUGUUCUGGAUUUUCAUAUGCAUCCAUUGCUCUGCAUGUUCUGGAGCAUGGAAAGCCACAUGAGCGCACUGCUAUAAUAACAAAAUUGGCCGGACAGAUAGUUCAAAUGAGCCAGCAGAAGUUUGCCUCAAAUGUGAUAGAGAAGUGUUUAACUUUUGGAUCUCCUGUUGAAAGCCAGAUCCUUGUGAAUGAAAUGCUUGGUUCCACUGAUGAAAAUGAGCCCCUUCAGGUGAUGAUGAAGGAUCAGUUUGCGAACUAUGUUGUACAGAAAGUGCUAGAAACUUGUGAUGACCAGCAACUUGAACUAAUCCUUAAUCGUAUAAAGGUUCAUCUGAAUGCUCUUAAAAAAUACACUUACGGAAAACAUAUAGUUGCACGUGUAGAGAAGCUUGUUGCUGCUGGAGAUAUAUAUUAGACGCACUAUCCAAUGAAGCAACAACAUGAACUUAUUCAAAAGCUACUUCAACAGAUAAAUACGCCAUCAGAUCAUCCUGAACUUUCCGCUUCAAGAAGAGAAGAUCCUCUGUCACGGCUAUCACCGGCCUCAGUUUGUUAGAGCAUUUAAUUUUUGUAAU
Morus notabilis is the source of this 728-nucleotide messenger RNA. Its product is annotated as pumilio homolog 3-like. Gene Ontology annotation, cellular component: cytoplasm. The transcript has 6 exons. The record is from RefSeq and is a predicted model, not a curated record. The coding region runs from base 260 to 568 and encodes 102 amino acids. Gene Ontology annotation, biological process: post-transcriptional regulation of gene expression. Gene Ontology annotation, molecular function: mRNA binding. Lineage: Eukaryota; Viridiplantae; Streptophyta; Magnoliopsida; Rosales; Moraceae.